AAUCGUAAGAAAAAUGAUCGAGUUCAAAAUAUCUGCACCGGGCAAGAUCAUUUUAUUCGGAGAACAUGCGGCGGUGUACGGAAGAACUGCUGUGGCGAGUAGCAUAAACUUACGUACCACUGUUAAAUUCACUGAACGGUGUAGAUCACAAUAUUUAAGGAACAUCAUUAAGAUAGAGUUUCCUGAUAUCAAAUUAUCUUUUAGUUUUCCUUUUUACGUAUUUCGAAACCACUUCUUUAGUGAUAAUUUCGAUUAUCCAUCGGUCAAAAAAAAUAAUCAAUUAUAUAGUUGUGUGAGUGAUUUUAUCGAUUUGAUAAAAGAUUCAACAGACAAGAGCAACAAUGAAAUUACCAAGGAACAGAAAUUAAGUUUACAAGCGUUCUUUUAUUUGUUCGUUUAUAUCGCUUAUGAAGAAUGUAUCAAUGUGAAAGAAACUUCCUUACACGUGCAUUUAUCCACGGAAUUAAAAGUUGGCACUGGUCUGGGCAGUUCAGCAUCAUUCGCAGUAUGUCUUUCAGCAUGUUUUCUACAUUGGUCGAUUCUACAGAAGGGCAAUCAACACUGUACAUUUAACAAGGACGAGCUCGAUAAGAUUUCAAAAUACGCUCUAAACUGUGAGAAAAUUAUGCACGAGUCUCCGUCCGGAAUCGACAAUAGCGUGUGCACAUACGGUUCGGUAAUAAAAUUUCAACAGAAAAAGUUGAUGGACAUGUUACCACAUAUGUUGAAUCUGAAAAUUUUACUGGUUAAUACGAAUAUUAUUCGGAGUACAAAAGAUCAAGUCGAACGAGCAGCGCGUAUCAAGAAUGUAUAUCCUGACAUCAUCAAUCCUAUUUUGGAUUGUAUCGGUGAUGUAUCGCAAAAUGCUUGGGAAGUAUUUACAGAAAUGAACAAAAUCGCCGAUAAAGCUACAGAAGCUAUGGAAGAUUAUUGGUUUGAAAAGUUAUCGGUUCUUAUGAAUAUGAAUCAAGGAUUACUAAUUUCAUUAGAUGUGACACAUCCAAGAUUAGAGAUGAUUUGUGCAAUGGCAUUUACGCAUUCAUAUGCAGCAAAGCUUACGGGUGCUGGUGGAGGUGGAUAUGCAUACGUUUUGCUGCCGCCAGACAUUGAAAACGAAUCCAUCGAUCUUUUCUCAAAAGAAUUAAAGGAAAAUGAUUUCGAUGUCACGAUAAUCAAGCUAGGUGGUAGCGGAGUGAAAAUAGAGCAUUAAUUUGGAAUAAAUGAUUUAUAUAUA
Messenger RNA from Atta colombica, 1234 nucleotides. RefSeq names its product mevalonate kinase-like. Lineage: Eukaryota; Metazoa; Arthropoda; Insecta; Hymenoptera; Formicidae. Gene Ontology annotation, cellular component: cytoplasm. The record is from RefSeq and is a predicted model, not a curated record. Gene Ontology annotation, biological process: cholesterol biosynthetic process; isoprenoid biosynthetic process. Bases 14 to 1210 code for a protein of 398 amino acids. Gene Ontology annotation, molecular function: ATP binding; mevalonate kinase activity. The transcript has 2 exons.